AUGAAGAAGUUGGCCGAGAAGAAGGCUGCUACCGGCAAUACUUUGGUUACUGCUGACGACAACAAUACCUUUUGGUUUUCCACUCUUGGCUCCCAUGGAAAGGCUCCACUGGCCGAGAACAACUAUGUCGUUUACAGAAACGUCCUGGACUACGGGGCCGACAACACUGGGACCAAUAACACCAAGGAAGCAAUCAAUGCUGCCAUCAUGGAUGGUAACCGAUGUGGCGAGGACUGCGGAAGCACUACCGUUCGCCCAGCUCUGAUUUACUUCCCACCCGGUACCUACAAGAUCUGCGCUCCCAUCAUCCAGUACUACUUCACACAGUUCGUCAGUGAUCCCAAUAACCGGCCCAUCAUCAAGGGAUGCGAGACCUUUACUGGAAUUGCCCUCAUGGAUGUCAACCCCUAUAUCCCCGGCUCGGGUAUCAAUUGGUACAUUUCCCAGAACCAAUUCUUUCGACAGAUUCGCAAUUUCGUGCCGACAUCUGACAAUCUUGGAAAGCCUCCUACCCAUGUUGGCAUUUUCACCGAGAACGGCUCGGGAGGGUUUGUUUCAGAUCUCGUCUUUGAGGGCGGUGCUAUCGGGUGGCGAGUGGGUUCUCAGCAGUACACGGCUACAUCACUACAGUUCAAGAACUGCAGCACCGCCGUAGACAUGGUGUGGGAUCGGGGUUUCAACUGGCACAAGAUCGAGAUUGAUGGCGGCAGCGUUGACUUUAACAUCAGCGGAAUUGGUGGCCUUAACGACCAGGGUAUCGGCUCAGUGUCCAUCAUUGACUCGAUUGUCAAGAACGUGCCCAUCGGAAUCCUCGCUGCUCCCCGUGCUGUGGACGUGGUUCUUGAUAAUACGGUUUUCACCAACGUCGGUAUCAUUGUGGUGCUCAGCGGAACAAAGGAUCCCAUCAUUGAGGGCACCAGUGGUACCAAGGAGCUCACCCUGCGGGAGUAUGGAAAGCAAUACAUUCAUAAUCAAGGCCGGUCUUCCAUGGGCCAGUCUAUUGACGACCGUCCCCGACCCGCGCCCUUGCUUGAUGGCAUGGCAAACUGUUUACUCUGCCCGUCACCGCCUUAUAUCCUUGUUAUGCCACCAACCACGCUUGCUACCCCUACCACGAUCUACAUCGACCCGUACACGACCGAGGUCGAGGUUGGACAAAUGCAAAACGGAACCUUUAGCGCCACAACUACGACUUUGACAGUCGCUGUGGCCUCUAUCAUCACAAGCGUCAUUCCAGUGGCCAACUACAAUUACACGGGUGAAGAGAGUGAAGGUGCUCCGUUGUGGAUCAUCCCCAGCAUUGAAAUUCCACCAGCUCCCGUGGUCCUCACCAAACCCGAUGGCGCGGUGGCAACCCGGACUCUCACCCUUCCGCCAUGGCCGCAGAUUACAUUCAGUGGCGAGAAAGCCAACUCUUUCCCCCGUUCCCUCUGUCCACACCGUCCCGUUUACAGGUUCUUGGGACUCUUCACGGCCGCCCCAACAUAUACGAUGACUGUUACAGACACACCUGGAGCCUCCAAUACUGCGUCGGUAUACACCCUCGCUAUACCAAAACCAUCUGGUGGUGCAUCGUCGUCUGUCAGCCUCAUCACCUUCACCAGUCAACUCAGCUUUCCACUGCCGGUGCCCCCAAUCUUCACAUCCACUGUCCAUACAGUCACCUUCACUGGUUGGUGGGAUUUCUCAGUUGGCACGGCUCCUCCAACCUACACGAUGACCAUCACCGACAUCCCUGGUUUGGCCAGCAACUCCUCGGUGCAUAUGUUUACUCCGCCACAGCCGUCUGAUGCAACAACCACCGUCAGCGCCAUCAAAUUCACCACUCAAUUCUUGAUUCCGAUUACCACGCUCCCAGUACCCCCCGAGUUUGCAACCACCACGCUUGUGGUACCGACACCGCAAACCUUUUACCCGCCGGUCGUCGACCCAUGCCCAGUGAAUCGAGUAUAUCUAAAACAGGAAAGCGUCUGGGUUUCAGCUCCCACUGACUGUCCGGCCGGUGCGAAGUCAAUAACCAUUCCAUGGGACUGUCCACCAACCACAACCAAGUGGUUGCCCGUCCGCACCGAAGCAAGCUUUAAUUUUGGCUGUGUACACUACACUGGUGCCGGGACAGGUCUUCUCACUUUCACUGAAUUUACUACAGGAGUAUACAUUGAGCUACUGGAUAAGAAGCCUGAAGACGAGAACGAGGACAACACGAGUCAUUGUGACGGCUUUAAAAUUCUUUUCGUGGGUCUUCAUCACUUGAAAGUCACUUACAAUCUUACUGACAAUUUUCCAAGAUUUGUAUUCCUUUGCUUCACUUCAACAUUGACUUUGGGUGGGUGA
Messenger RNA from Podospora anserina S mat+, 2334 nucleotides. RefSeq lists its product as uncharacterized. Gene Ontology annotation, molecular function: polygalacturonase activity. The coding region runs from base 1 to 2334 and encodes 777 amino acids. The transcript is spliced from 4 exons. The record is from RefSeq and is a predicted model, not a curated record. Lineage: Eukaryota; Fungi; Ascomycota; Sordariomycetes; Sordariales; Podosporaceae.